CAGGCCAGGCAGAGCGCUUCACGUGGCGAAAACAAGUGGGAGAUUUGUUUCUAGUAGUUCAAUAAUUUCACGGUUUUUCCAAGAUUUUUUUUAAACACAUAUCUUUUUACAGAAAGCAGUGAAGAAUAAAGACAGUUAAAAUAUAUCUCAAUAUGCAGUUUCCACUUUUAUUAUUAACUCUAUUGGGUGUAAUAAAUAUUAGUACUGCAUGGCGUACUUUCUUGAGAGGCCGGAGUAAACAUGGCAAUUUGGGAGAACCACUUUUGUCUUCUAAAACAUAUGUGCUUCCUAAAGAACAAUGGUUUACACAGUAUUUAGACCAUUUUAAUCCAACUGAAACCCGUGUUUGGAAGCAGAGAUAUUUUGUUAACUCCAAUUUUUACAAGCCUAAUGGCCCAAUAUUCUUAUUGAUUGGUGCAGAAGGUAUGGCAAAUGCCACAUGGAUGGUGGAAGGUCAAUGGAUUGAAUAUGCCAAAGAAUUUGGAGCAAUGUGUUUUUAUGUAGAACAUCGUUUUUAUGGAAAGAGCCAUCCUACUGCAGAUCUCAGUGUAAAGAACUUGGUGUACCUAAGCUCGCAACAAGCAUUAGCAGAUUUAGCAUAUUUUAUUGAAAACGUUAAUAUUGGAUACAAAUUUUCGAACAACACGAAAUGGAUUGUAUUUGGAGGAUCGUACGGUGGAUCUUUAGCUGCAUGGGUGCGCGCAAAGUAUCCUCAUUUGGUACAUGGUGCUGUGUCUGCUAGUGGACCAUUGCUAGCACAAAUUGAUUUCCAAGAAUAUUUUGUUGUUGUUGCAAAUGCCCUGAAAGAGUAUUCUCAAAAAUGCAUUGACACAGUAGCAGAAGCUAACAGAGUGUUCCACAUAUUACUACAUCACGUCGUCGGUCAACAGGAAAUACAGAAAAAAUUCAAAUUGUGCGAUCCAAUUGAUCCCGGACAUACAAAGAAAACAGACAUCUCUAAUCUGUACGAAACAUUAGCGGGUAACUUUGCUGGCAUUGUACAAUACAAUAAGGAUAAUCGCCAAAACUCCCAAACUGCCAAUAUCACUGUUGAAACUGUAUGCAAUAUAUUGGAAAACGAUAAGAUAGGAAGUCCUAUUGAUAGACUCGCUUAUGUAAAUAGCAUGAUAUUAAAUGCUACCGAAGAGAAGUGUUUAGAUUAUAGAUAUGGCAAGAUGAUCCGUGAACUUCGAAAUGUCACAUGGGCUAGCGAGCAAGCGGAAGGAGGACGUCAAUGGAUGUAUCAGACUUGUACAGAGUUUGGAUUCUUUCAAACCUCAACUGCGCAGACCAAGAUAUUCAGCGAUAGCUUUCCAGUGAACUUUUUUGUACAGCAAUGCAUCGAUAUCUUCGGACCUAAAUUCAACUUGGAUUUAUUGGACUCUGCCGUCUAUCGAACGAAUGUUUUAUAUGGCGCAUUAGAUCUACAAGUGACAAAUGUAGUAUUUGUACACGGUUCUGUCGAUCCUUGGCACGUACUGGGCAUUACACGCUCUUCUAAUCCACAGGCACCUGCCAUCCUCAUCAAUGGCACUGCUCAUUGUGCGGAUAUGUAUCCUUCGUCCGAACAUGAUGUGCCUCAGUUAAAAGAGGCUAGACUACAAAUAAAAGACCUAAUCAAACAAUGGCUAAAAAACUGAAGCUCUCUACGUGUGAUAUUAUAUGUGAUAACGAUGCAAAAUACAAAAAUAUGUAGUUUAAAGUUUUCAAAAUAAAAUUUUUUUAACGGUUUUUCUCAAAAUA
Linepithema humile (Argentine ant) is the source of this 1743-nucleotide messenger RNA. Its product is annotated as putative serine protease K12H4.7. Gene Ontology annotation, biological process: proteolysis. Gene Ontology annotation, molecular function: serine-type exopeptidase activity; dipeptidyl-peptidase activity. The record is from RefSeq and is a predicted model, not a curated record. NCBI's taxonomy places the organism in Eukaryota, Metazoa, Arthropoda, Insecta, Hymenoptera, Formicidae.